This is a messenger RNA of Cynocephalus volans (Philippine flying lemur), 2921 nucleotides long. It is a transcript of the gene HIF1AN, whose product is annotated as hypoxia inducible factor 1 subunit alpha inhibitor. Gene Ontology annotation, cellular component: nucleus; cytoplasm. The record is from RefSeq and is a predicted model, not a curated record. Bases 16 to 1065 code for a protein of 349 amino acids. Gene Ontology annotation, molecular function: [protein]-asparagine 3-dioxygenase activity; peptidyl-histidine dioxygenase activity; ankyrin repeat binding. Lineage: Eukaryota; Metazoa; Chordata; Mammalia; Dermoptera; Cynocephalidae. The transcript has 8 exons. Gene Ontology annotation, biological process: negative regulation of Notch signaling pathway.
UCCCUAGCGGCGGAGAUGGCGGCGACAGUGGCGGAGGCUGCGGCCUCGGGCUCAGAAGAGCCCCAGGGAGAGGCUGAAGCCCCCGGUCCCGCCUGGGAUGAAUCCCAACUCCGCAGUUAUAGCUUCCCGACCCGGCCUAUCCCGCGUCUGAGUCAGAGCGACCCCCGGGCGGAGGAGCUCAUCGAGAAUGAGGAACCUGUGGUGCUGACCGACACAAAUCUUGUAUAUCCUGCCCUGAAGUGGGACCUUGAAUACCUGCAAGAGAAUAUUGGCAACGGAGACUUCUCUGUGUACAGUGCUAGCACCCACAAGUUCUUGUACUAUGAUGAGAAGAAGAUGGCUAAUUUCCAGAACUUUAAGCCGAGAUCCAACAGGGAGGAAAUGAAAUUUCAUGAGUUUGUUGAGAAACUGCAGGAUAUACAGCAGCGAGGAGGGGAAGAAAGGUUGUAUCUGCAGCAAACACUCAACGACACUGUGGGCAGAAAGAUCGUCAUGGACUUCUUGGGUUUUAACUGGAACUGGAUUAAUAAGCAGCAGGGAAAGCGUGGCUGGGGGCAGCUGACCUCUAACCUCCUGCUCAUCGGCAUGGAAGGAAAUGUGACACCUGCUCACUAUGAUGAGCAGCAGAACUUCUUUGCUCAGAUAAAAGGCUACAAGCGAUGCAUCUUGUUCCCUCCGGAUCAAUUUGAGUGCCUCUACCCAUACCCUGUCCAUCACCCAUGUGACAGACAGAGCCAGGUGGACUUUGACAAUCCUGACUACGAGAGGUUCCCCAAUUUCCAAAACGUGGUUGGUUACGAAACGGUGGUUGGCCCUGGUGAUGUCCUUUAUAUCCCAAUGUACUGGUGGCAUCACAUAGAGUCAUUACUAAAUGGGGGGAUUACCAUCACUGUGAACUUCUGGUAUAAGGGGGCUCCCACCCCUAAGAGAAUUGAAUAUCCUCUCAAAGCUCACCAGAAAGUGGCCAUAAUGAGAAACAUUGAGAAGAUGCUUGGAGAGGCCUUGGGGAAUCCACAAGAGGUGGGGCCCUUGUUGAACACAAUGAUCAAGGGCCGAUACAACUAGCCUGCCAGGGGUCAAGGCCUACUGCCAGGUGACUGCUAUCCCGUCCACACCGCUUCAUUGAUGAGGACAGGAGACUCCAAGCGCUAGUAUUGCACGCUGCACUUAAUGGACUGGACUCUUGCCAUGGCCCUGGAGGCAGGUGUUUGGGGCGAGACAGGGCAGUUGACGCUCCACUCCCAUUUGGAGGGACUUCUUACCCUUGCCUCUUGUGCCCCAGCACCUUCCCUCUCUGCCCCUCUAAGGUCCUGCAUUCAGUGUGUGGAGUCCCAGCUUCUGGUUGUCAUGUCUGUGUGUGUUAGUCUGUCAACCUCAGGAUGUGCGUGUGUGUGUGUGUGCCUGCACACACAUGUAUGUAUGUUUCUCGUUCCCUCCUUCUGGGUUCGGAUGUCACUUCUGGCUCUCAGCCCUAUCUCCUACAACCUCAGUGCCUCAGCCUGAGAGAGAGGAGAUGCUCUUGGACCUCCCACUGCAUCUGGGCUGCAGGGCCAAAGCUAAUCUGACCAUUAGGUCUGUCUGUCUCCUAGUUUUUGCAUAGUCAAGCUCUCGGCUGGGUGGCAGUGGCUACUGGGACUCCAAUGGGGAGAAUGAGAGGGAGGCUUGCCUUUGAGAACCUAGAUAGCCUUCCUGUGAGAGAGGAUUAAAUAGGGUUUCAGCUGGGACCUACAAGCUCAAGCCAUACAUAGAAAGGACUUUGGGACAUAAGAACCAAGGAUUGUACAUAAAUCCCAAACUGGAGACACACAUAGCUUCUCUCUUUUAGCACCAGCUCUUGCCCCUUUACUAGAUAUCAAGGGAGUUCUCCUAGCUGUCAGUUCUGUAGGUUCUAGGGGUGCAAGCCUGUGUGUGUGUGUGUGUGUGUGUGUGAACGUGUGUGUGUGUGUGUGUGUGUGUGUGUGUGUGUGUGUGUGUGUGUGUGUGUGUGUGAACUAGUGUGUGUGUGUGUGUUCACACUAGCCAGCCUCCCUGCUUACAGAGGUUCUCCACUGCUUACCUUGUCCAGUGGGACAGUACAGUGCAAGCCCCCAGGAAGUGCUGCCUGACCUAGCCUAAAGCUUUUGAACUUGGGUUUUAGCCAUCAUAUAUUGGUCAGGUCUCACUGCAACUUGCCUGUGGCUGACUGGCUAGAGCCUCCAGGUCCUAUGACCCUCUCUGCCCAGGCUACAUCCUCUACUCCUGCUGAGCUUCCUGGCUGAGUAGAUGAAAUGGGGUCAAGCUUAGGCAGCUAACGUCACUACCUGUCAUCCACCUCAGGGCAAGGGCAAAAUUGUAGCCUUGCCUCUUAAAGCCAGCGCCUCUGCCAGAUCCCACUGUAAUGUUCCACAACAUCCUCAGUAGUCAGGGCAACUGGUAGAACAUGGAAGUAGGAUUUCCUUUUCUGUUAGUAGUUACUCAGUGGAACCCUCUCAGGGCUGCAGUUUACAGCUGGGCAGCUGUGCAUUGCACAGCUCCAAGGGCCAUCAUUCACAUCCAGUCAGUGAGAGUGGGGCCCCUGGAGCUGGGCGGUGUGGUGGCCGUGUGUGUACUCACCUCCACUCCCAACUCUAUCCCCUUCUCUCUGGAAGGAAAGAGGAGUUGGGAAGUGUCUGGUUUUGUCAUGUUUUUCCUUUUUUUCUUUUUCCCAAAGGUUUACUUCCAGUGUCUGAGCUGUGGCUCUCACCCCAUAAGCUCAGUUUACAGUGCACUGAUAGACUGAGAGGAUGUGUGUGUAUGUGUGUGCACACCUGUGUGUAUAUUUUGGGGAGGGGUGUUUAUUUUUAGUACCCCAUUCUGGGGUUCUCUGAUGCAUUGUGGGUGUGACGACAAGGUACCCUAUCAAGUGUAGCUCUUUCAAAUAUAGUCAAUGCUGGGAAAUGUGA